AUGAGUGAAAUAAAAAUUCCUAGGCAUUGUUUAGAAAGCUGUGUUGGUGAGAAGGCUGAAGUACACGUAUUUUGUGAUGCGUCAUUGAGGGCGUAUGGAGCUGUUGUAUAUUUCAGGUUUCAUGAUAAAUAUGGGAACUAUAAGGUGUCUUUUGUGUUGUCAAAGAGUAGAGUAGCACCGCUAAAGAAAUUAACGUUACCUCGCUUAGAGUUGAUGGCUCUUGUGAUAGGUUCUAGACUGGGAAGUUAUCUCAAGACAGUUUUCGGAGACAUGAUUCAAAAUAUUGUGUAUUGGAGUGACUCUUUGAUUGCGUUGUACUGGGUAAAGGGUUGUGCCAAGCGUUGGAAAAUGUUUGUAGCAAAUCGUGUUUUGGAGAUUCAGGAGAAGUCGAAUCCCAGCGACUGGAAAUUUUGCCCCUCGGAAAAAAAUCCAGCAGAUUUACUAACUAGAGGAAUUUCAAUGGAAGAUCUGUUGUUGAAUAAAUUGUGGAGGUUAGGACCAGAUUGGCUUCAGGAGAGUUGUGAAGGAUGGCCGGAGCAGGUGUUCAAAUCUGCAAGUUGUGACAAUGUAGAGGGUUUACGGGAGAAAAGAAGUGAAGUAACUAAUGUUAUGGUUGUUCAGGUGGAACUGGUCGAAAAUUUGUACAAUAGAAUUUCGGUUUGGAGUAAAUUGCAAAGAAUUGUUGCAUGGUGUCUUAGAUUUAUUAGAAAUGCUCGAGGAAUGAAAGUUAAUUCUUCAUUUCUUCAAGUUGAUGAGUUGCGAGAGGCGCAUGACCAAGUAAUUAAAGCAGUACAGAGAACUGUGUUUAGUACUGAAAUUGCAACUUUAGAGAAAGGGAAAGUUUUGAAGUCUGGAAAUUUGUCACAGUUAAAUCCCUUCAUUGACAGUGAAGGCCUACUUAGAGUUGGCGGACGUUUGAAAAAUGCAAAUUUGGCAGAGAGUGUAAAACAUCCUCUUAUAUUGCCAAAGAAACAUCCUGUGACUGAAAUGGUCAUAAGAUACUACCAUAUAAUGUAUUUACAUGCAGGUAUACAAUUACUUAGUGCAUCAAUUCGACAGAAGUAUUGGAUCGUGUGUGCAAGAUCUGCAAUUCGUAAAGUAGUGAGAAACUGUGUAACUUGUUGUAGAUUUCGUUCGGAAUUUUCGCAACAAAUAAUGGCAAAUUUACCGUCAGCUAGAGUGAAUCCUGGAAGAGCCUUUUUGAAAUGUGGUACAGAUUUCGCUGGACCGUUUCUUGUUACCCCUCGUCGUGGAAGAGGAGUUAAAGCGUUAAAAAUGUACGUGUGCAUAUUUGUGUGUUUUAUUGUUAAGGCCGUGCAUCUUGAAAUAGUAAGCGACCUAAGUACUGAAGCGUGCCUUUCAGCUUUGAAGAGAUUCAUCGCUCGCAGAGGAAAACCUCUGGAAAUAUACAGUGACUGUGGAACCAACUACAUCGGUGCGAAAAAUUAUUGGAAAGCGUGUUCAAGAGAUCUUGGUCAAUAUCUAGCCGAUGAAGGUGUGUCGUGGAAGCUGAACAUUCCAUCAGCUCCCCAUUAUGGUGGCCUCUGGGAAGCCGCAGUAAAAGCGAUGAAAUUUCACUUGCGAAGAGUAAUGAAAUCACAGAUAUUAACUGUUGAGGAGUUUUCUACUGUCUUAACUGAAGUAGAAGCAGCGCUGAAUUCCAGACCACUUGUUUCUGCAUCAGAUUGUGCUGAUGACUAUUGUGUUCUAACACCUGGUCAUUUUCUCAUUGGCUCGGAGUUAAGGAGCGUACCUGAGCCUGAUGUUACCAAUGAGAAAAUUAGCAUUGGUGAAAGAUAUAAACUAACAUCACAAAUUUCACAAUCCUUCUGGAAAGCAUGGUCGAAGGACUAUUUAACGCAGUUGCAAGUGCGCAACAAAUGGAAAACCCCAUGCGUGGAUUUGUGCUGCAAUGACAUAGUGUUAAUCAAGGACGAGAAUUUGCCACCCCUCAAAUGGAGGAUGGCAAGAGUAACUGAAACUAUUGACAGCAGUGACAGCAGAGUACGUGCUGUAACUUUAAAAACAUCGACAGGUGAAUUGAGAAGACCAAUUCACAAAUUGGUUAAACUUCCUAUUGAACAUAAAUGA
This is a messenger RNA of Uloborus diversus, 2091 nucleotides long. RefSeq lists its product as uncharacterized. Gene Ontology annotation, biological process: DNA integration. Lineage: Eukaryota; Metazoa; Arthropoda; Arachnida; Araneae; Uloboridae. The coding region runs from base 1 to 2091 and encodes 696 amino acids. Gene Ontology annotation, molecular function: nucleic acid binding. The record is from RefSeq and is a predicted model, not a curated record. The transcript has a single exon.